CAAAGACGGAAGAAAACAGCGAGAAAUGUCUCGUUCUUCGUGUCUGAAAUAUUGGAGGCGGAAGGCAUUUCUCGCCGCCAGCAGCAUCAGCAGGGAUUGUUAGGCCACGAGGGAGGCGAGGAACUUGAUAAAGAGUGUUAUGGCUAGUGAAACGGCGACUUCAACUGCCAUCAUGGAUGACAUACAUUUGAAAGCAACAUAUCAUGGUAACUCAGUGGAAUGCAUCGAUACGAAGGAUGAGAUUGUGGAGGCCAUCAGUCAGAAUCAUUUCCAGGGUAUCGAUGAGGAAAUUAAUGAGGUACAUGAGAGUGCUAUCUAUAUAAAGACUGAAGAUUCAGAUAGUGUUAAAAGUGAGAGACCAGUGCUCGAAGAAGUCCAAAGUCUUGGCAAAGAAGCAGUUGAUGAAUGUGGCUUGGACGUUUUGGUGUGUGAAGAUGUAGAUCCAUUGUUAUCUAAGGAUUGUGAGAGUAAGUGCUCAUCAGAGGGUGUUCAGGAAAGACAAGAGGCAACACAAGAGGUGGAUGCGCUUGAGAAACAUUUCCCUUGUGAAAU
Molecule: messenger RNA, 552 nt
Organism: Penaeus indicus
Lineage: Eukaryota; Metazoa; Arthropoda; Malacostraca; Decapoda; Penaeidae
Exons: 2
Source: RefSeq, a predicted model, not a curated record